UGUAUCUGUUGGUCAGCAUUGGAAGGAUUAACAGGCAGCAACACAGACGGGGGACCGCUUAGCCUGAAUCAUGCGCAUCGUCACCAUAACAGCUAACUGGGAGUGGUGCAGAAAUUGUGCAAGAUACGGAUAAGACACGUUUUUUGAUUUCAUUGCGCGGUUGCUUAAGUUGCUGCCGAAUUCCCCCCGAACGUUAUAAUGCUUGAGGAAAACUCUUGUCUUUGGUUAAGUCGCCUUUUACUGCUUGCGCCAAGUGUGUGUCGGUGUGAAGUAAUCAGACUGGGAUAAAGCUGGAGAAUUAGGGACUUCUCCUUACAAUAUCGGAUACAUUUUUUGUUUUAUUCUCCGUGAUUUUUGAAGUGGAGGUCGAGAAGAGAAGGCGACUGAAGUGUUCACACCACCUUGAAACAUGGGGAACGCAGGGAGUAUGGACCAACAAACUGACUUCAGGCAUAACAUGCCUUUAAAACUGCCCAUGCCGGAGCCAGGUGAAUUAGAGGAACGAUUUGCUGUCGUUUUGAAUUCUAUGAACCUCCCACCAGACAAAGCCCGGCUCCUGCGGCAGUACGACAACGAGAAGAAAUGGGAACUGAUCUGUGAUCAAGAGCGGUUUCAAGUGAAGAAUCCCCCGCACACGUACAUUCAGAAGCUCAAGAGCUAUCUGGACCCGGCCGUCACCAGGAAGAAAUUCCGCAGGCGAGUGCAGGAGUCGACCCAAGUCCUCAGAGAACUGGAAAUUUCAUUACGCACCAAUCAUAUAGGGUGGGUGCGAGAGUUCCUCAAUGAAGAGAAUAAAGGGCUGGACGUGCUGGUGGACUAUCUGGCGUUUGCACAGUUUGCCGUCACGUUCGACGGUGAGAACCUGGAGAACGGCCCCGACGGCCCGGCCGAAAAGGCCAAGGCCUGGAGUCGCUCUAUCGAGGACCUGCACGGGGGCAACAUGCCCUCCCCCAUCAGCGGGAGCUCCAUAUCCAGAGCCGGGAGGCACACCACGUUAAGGAGUAACACGUUGCCAAGCCGGAGGACGCUGAAGAACUCGCGGCUGGUCUGCAAGAAGGACGACGUCCACGUGUGCAUCAUGUGCCUGCGCGCCAUCAUGAACUACCAGUACGGUUUCAAUAUGGUCAUGUCCCACCCCCACGCUGUGAAUGAAAUUGCACUAAGUCUGAACAAUAAGAACCCAAGAACGAAAGCCCUGGUGCUGGAGCUGCUAGCCGCGGUGUGUCUCGUGAGAGGGGGCCACGAAAUCAUCCUAUCGGCGUUCGACAACUUUAAAGAAGUCUGGGUGGAGACGCAGAGGUUUGAGAAGCUAAUGGAGUAUUUCAAGAACGAGGACAAUAACAUUGACUUCAUGGUGGCGUGCAUGCAGUUCAUCAACAUCGUGGUGCACUCAGUGGAGGACAUGAACUUCAGAGUGCACCUGCAGUUUGACUUCACCAAGCUCUCUCUGGACGAGUAUCUGGAUAAGCUGAAGCACACGGAGAGUGAUAAGCUGCAGGUGCAGAUCCAGGCGUACCUGGACAACGUGUUUGACGUGGGCGCUCUGCUGGAGGACGCCGAGACCAAGAACGCCGCGCUGGAGCGCGUCGAGGAGCUGGAGGAGAGCAUGUCUCACAUGACGGAGAAGCUGCAGGACACGGAGAACGAGGCCAUGUCCAAGAUCGUGGAGCUGGAGAAGCAGCUGAUGCACCGCAACAAGGAGCUGGAUUCCAUACGGGACGUGUACAAGGACGCGAGCGCGCAGGUGCACACGCUGCGGCGCAUGGUGAAGGAGAAGGACGACGCGCUGGUGCGGCAGGGCAACCUGGAGAAGAAGAUCCACGAGCUGGAGCGCCAGGGCACCAUCAAGAUCCAGAAGAGGAGCGACGGCGACAUCGCCCUCCUGCCCACCGCGCCCGGCGUCCACGCCGCCCUGCCGCCCGGCCAAGAGGGCACCUACGUCGGAGGAGGAGGAGCGGUCAGUCCCAGCGGGACCAACGGCACGGCGCUCGGCCCCGGGACGCCUUCGCCACCUCCGCCGCCACCCCCGCCGCCUCCACCUGGCUCAGUGCCAAACGGGCCGUCAGCCGCCCCCGCUCCACCUCCCCCUCCUCCUCCUCCUCCUCCUCCCCCUCCUCCCCCCGGUCCUGCGGAGUUCUCGGCCCCUCUGCCCCCACCGCCGCCACCACUGGCCCCCCCGCUGCCCGGCAGUGGGACCCCCACGGUCAUCUUCAACUCAGGGCUAGCAGCUGUUAAGAUCAAGAAGCCGAUCAAGACCAAGUUCCGCAUGCCGGUCUUCAACUGGGUGGCGCUGAAGCCCAACCAGAUCAACGGCACAGUCUUCAACGAGAUCGACGACGAGAGGAUCCUAGAGGAUCUGAACGUAGACGAGUUUGAGGAGAUGUUCAAGACCAAAGCACAGGGCCCGGCCAUCGACCUGACCACGAGCAAGCAGAAGUCCAUCCAGAAGGGCCCCAACAAGGUGUCUCUGCUGGACUCCAACCGCGCCAAGAACCUGGCCAUCACCCUGAGGAAAGUGGGCAAGAUGCCCGAGGAGAUUUGCAGGGCCAUUCAACUGAUCGACCUGCGCACGCUGCCGGUGGACUUUGUGGAGUGCCUGAUGCGCUUCCUGCCCACGGAGAACGAGGUGAAGACCAUGCGGCAGUACGAGAAGGAGCGCAAGCCGCUGGAGAGCCUGGCGGACGAGGACCGCUUCAUGAUGCAGUUCAGCAAGAUCGAGCGGCUCAUGCAGAAGAUGACCAUCAUGGCCUUCGUGGGCAACUUCGCCGAGAGCGUGCAGAUGCUGACGCCGCAACUCCACGCAGUAAUUGCGGCAUCCGUGUCAAUAAAAUCCUCACAGAAGCUCAAGAAGAUUCUGGAGAUCAUCUUGGCUCUUGGAAACUACAUGAACAGCAGUAAGAGGGGAGCCGUCUACGGUUUCAAACUUCAGAGUUUAGAUUUGCUUUUAGACACUAAGUCGACGGACCGCAAACUCACACUGUUACACUACAUUGCUAACGUGGUCAAGGAGAAGUACCAGCAGGUGUCCCUUUUCUACAACGAGCUGCACUACGUGGAGAAGGCCGCCGCAGUUUCACUUGAGAAUGUGCUGCUGGACGUGCGGGAGCUCCAGCGGGGCAUGGAUCUGACCAAGCGCGAGUGCCAGAUGCACAGCCACAACACGCACCUCAAGGACUUCAUCGCCCAGAACGAGGGCAAGCUCAAGAAGCUGCAGGAUGAUGCCAAGAUUGCACAGGAUGCCUUUGACGAGGCUGUGAAGUUCUUCGGGGAGAACUCCAAGACGACGCCUCCCUCCGUCUUCUUCCCCGUGUUUGUGCGCUUUGUCAAGGCCUACAGGCAAGCGGAGGAGGACAAUGCGCAUCGGAAAAGGCAGGAGCAGAUGAUGAUGGAGAGGCUGCUGGAACAGGAGGCCAUGAACGAACAGGAGGACCAGAAGUCGCCGUCCCAGAAGAACAAGCGGCAGCAGCAGGAGCUGAUACAGGAGCUGAGGAAGAAGCAGGUGAAGGACAGCAGGCACGUCUACGAGGGCAAAGACGGUGCCAUCGAGGACAUCAUCACGGUGCUGAAGAGUGCGCCCUUUACCGCCCGAACGGCCAAGCGGGGCUCUCGGUUCUUCUGCGAGUCGGCGCUCGCUGAGGAGUGCCAUUACUAAAGCUAUAACGCUCUCUCUCUCUCAAAGGUUUCUGGAAACAAAACAACCCCUCCGUCCCCCCUCACAAAAAAAAAGAAGUGCUUUCUUCUUCUUUUUUUUCCUCUCCCGUUUUCACCCCUUCACCGUUUUUUGUUUGGUUUUGUUUUUUUGGUUCUCCGCACCCCACUUCUCCGUCUCACUCUUGUUCUCACCGUGUGCUGUGCUCUCUCUGGGGAGAGUGUGGGGUGGGGGACAAAGAGGGGGAAACUGGGCACCAGCCUCCUCCUGGUGAGGCAGCCCAUUCACGUAGCCCAUACGUGACGUCCUAUGUUGGGUGUGUGUGUGUGUGUGUGUGUGUGUGUGUCGGGGUCCCCUCCUUCGAUUAGGGGGUGUUGUUUUUUUGUGUGUGAGAGUGUGUGUGUGUGUGUGUGUGUGUGUGUGUGUGUGUGUGUGUGUGCGCGCCAGUAAGGAAGGGGCUGUCAGUGCAGUGGGCCCCUUUCCCCCUCUCUCCUGCAUGAAGUGUGUCACCACAGAUCUCACCCAUCCAUCAGUGCAAUAAAGCAAAGCAAACAUAAUGUCACAGAGGCCGUCGGGACGCGAGACCACACCACUCGCCCUGGCGCUGCACCAGACCGCCGAGGUCAAAAUUAAACGCCACUCAAUUUUCUUCAGUCAAUAUUAGCUCAGUGCCGUCGCAAUGUACCGUUAAUGUGCCGUCACUUGCACAGCAGAAGAGAAGGCUUCGAGCGCCCUCUGCUGGCGGAAAUCUUACUCAAACACCCCAGAACUUUUUUUUUUUUAAUGCCCCCCGUGUUUAGUUUUUUACUGUUCCUGAGUUAGACGGCGAAUAGUGUCAUCUAUAGAAUUUAGUUUAAUUGACAAAAUGCAAAACAAUAGAGCUAAUUAUAAGUAGCUAUAUUUCUAAAUAUGAAUACACUCACAUUAUUUUUAACAUUUUUGGGAGCUGUUUAUAGACAUAUUUUUUAAACCUCCAUCGUUUCUACGGUGUUGUAAGUAUAUCACACAGAUGUCUCAGUGACUGUAGCAUUUGUGGCAUUAUACCUUGCUUGUGUGUGUUUGUAUGUGUGUGUUCAUCUGUCCAUGCGAUCAUGAUUGUUCAUCCAUAAUGAUGUGUCACUGCUGUUGUCUGUCUGGGCUCUUGCAUGACGCUGGCUCGCACAACACUCUGCUCCCACAAUGCCUUGCGCUUCGCUGCUAAUCAGCUCGCUCGCUCUCUCCCUUGCACAUGGCUCAAGCAUGCCCCAUUGUUGCUUACAUCACCUGUGGUCCUGGCCAAUCACGCGAGAAGCUAUGGUCCCUAUCUGUUGCAUGAGGGUUUUGCAUGAGGUUUUUUUUUUUUUAAAGUUUGCAUGGCAUGUUAAGGAACAGGUGUUCCAGCACACCUGUGCUCCUGACAUCACUAACACACGCAGCCAGAUACAUGAUCCGAUCGCCUCACUGAGUCUCAGGCUCAGCGUUAACAUGUCUGUGAGUUCCAUCUCCAUUCAUCCAUCAUGCUAUGCCAGUUGAACCUAACAGUGGCAUGUAUCUGGCUGUGAGCAUGUGUUUAGUUCAGCUUAGUUCACGACUUGUGUAUUGCUCAGAACAUUUAUUUCUGUUGUUAUGUACGUUUUUGUUUGAGUUCUUGUUCAGAGUUGGUUAAGAGCUUUACUAAAGAUUUGUUUUGGUUUGCUGGUAGUCACUAAGCAAGGCGAGCUGGGGUUUGUAGAGACAGAACGUAUCAGCAGAGCUGCCUUUUGUCUGCCGCCUUAAUGCCUGCCUGCCAUGUCAGUUAACUGCCUCUAGUGCCAGUCCUGCUAAUGCCCUGUGCCCCCGAUACCCCCUGCCCCUGCCAUGGCCUCUUACCCCUCUUACCCCUGUGCUGUCUUCACCCUCCCUCCUGCCCCUGCUGCUGCUGCUGCCUCCAGCUGUAAGGCCAGUGUCAGUGCUGUGGAGCCCCUUCUCUCUCUCUCUCUCUCUCUCUCUCUCUCUGUGUGCAGUCGUUCCGCCUGCUCUCUUUUAACCUUCAUUUUGUCUUCUCUUC
Sardina pilchardus (European sardine) is the source of this 5675-nucleotide messenger RNA. RefSeq names its product formin-like 2a (gene fmnl2a). Bases 410 to 3652 code for a protein of 1080 amino acids. The transcript has 26 exons. The record is from RefSeq and is a predicted model, not a curated record. Gene Ontology annotation, biological process: regulation of cell shape; cell migration; cortical actin cytoskeleton organization. Gene Ontology annotation, molecular function: small GTPase binding; actin filament binding. Gene Ontology annotation, cellular component: cytosol. NCBI's taxonomy places the organism in Eukaryota, Metazoa, Chordata, Actinopteri, Clupeiformes, Clupeidae.